AUGACCUACUUCAGCCCGUCCAUAAAUGCUUUAAGAYGAUCUGCAAUAAGUCUGGGCAGUGUCUUCCACACAGGCUUCCCUGCUAACCAGCACAGCUCAUCGAGAGGAAGAGACAGGAGAGGACAGUUUGAUCUGUUGACAUGCUUGGUUUCUUUUCCCCAGGGUAAAGUGACAGUUGCUUCUUGGAGCCCUGUUGUUGCAGCUUCGCUUGCACCUCAGGUCCUGGCCAGACGCACAGCCACCCACGAGGGGGAAAUCUUGAAGCUGCCAGGAAGGCUGAGAAUCCAGCCCUCGCUGUGGAGCAAGGAGGAUGUGAUCCACUGGCUGAGAUGGGCUGAGAAGGAAUAUUCCCUUCGGCAAACGGAUGAGAGCAAGUUUGAGAUGAAUGGGAAAGCCCUGUGCAUUCUCACCAAGGAUGACUUCAGAUACAGAGCUCCUCGCUCAGGUGAUGUCUUAUAUGAACUCCUGCAGUAUAUCAAAACUCAGAGGAGAGCCCUGGUGUGCAGCCCCCUGCUGAACUCACCUUUCAGGGAGGCCAGGAGCAUGGUGGAAGGGCUGGACUGCGGCGCAGAGGCUGCCCCAGCUGCUCUCUCUUCCUCCCUGCCCAGCUGCUCGAGGCGGGACAAGCCGGUGUCCCCGGGUGUCCCCCGUGGAGCCGAGGAGCCACUGAACCUCUCGCACCCCAGCACAGAGGGCAGCUGCAGGACGGAYGCCCUCUGCUCUGUUCCUACCUCCCCAGCAGCUCCAGCGGACGGGAAGAUUGCAGACUGCAGGUUACUGUGGGACUACGUUUACCAACUCCUCUCUGACAGCCGCUAUGAGCCCUACAUCAGGUGGGAAGACAAGGAAGCCAAAGUCUUCCGGGUCGUUAAUCCCAACGGACUCGCCCAGCUCUGGGGGAACCACAAGAAUCGUGUAAACAUGACAUAUGAAAAGAUGUCACGAGCCCUCAGACAUUACUACAAACUCAAUAUCAUCAAAAAGGAGCCAGGGCAGAAGCUGCUGUUCAGAUUUCUGAAGACUCCUGGGGAGAUCAUCCAUGAGAAACCCAGCAAGCUGGAGCAGCUGGAGAAUGAGGAACAUGAGGAUUUCAAGGAAGAUGCACCAGAGGUCUCACCGUAGGCAACCUCUGAGGAUGCCA
This is a messenger RNA of Nothoprocta perdicaria, 1141 nucleotides long. It is a transcript of the gene ETV7, whose product is annotated as ETS variant 7. Gene Ontology annotation, molecular function: sequence-specific DNA binding; DNA-binding transcription factor activity, RNA polymerase II-specific. Lineage: Eukaryota; Metazoa; Chordata; Aves; Tinamiformes; Tinamidae. Gene Ontology annotation, cellular component: nucleus. Bases 1 to 1122 code for a protein of 373 amino acids. The record is from RefSeq and is a predicted model, not a curated record. Gene Ontology annotation, biological process: cell differentiation; regulation of transcription by RNA polymerase II. The transcript is spliced from 8 exons.